Molecule: messenger RNA, 1648 nt
Organism: Dermacentor andersoni
Lineage: Eukaryota; Metazoa; Arthropoda; Arachnida; Ixodida; Ixodidae
Source: RefSeq, a predicted model, not a curated record
CCAAGAAGCAGUAGUCUGAUGAUAGGAGCGAGCCUAGCAGAAGUGCCGCGUCACUCGCUGUUCCUCCCUGGGCGUGCGCGCCGCCUCUGCUCGUUAUCAAGAUAGAAGCUUCUAGAACAUUCCACGAUCGGCCGGCGCCGUUUGCGUUUGCCUUUUAAGUAGACAACGUAGCUGCCCCGGGGAGUCACUUCGCGUUGCAACUUGUCUGUGCUGCCUGCCCGAGAGACCCCUGAACUGGACCGGACUAUGGUUUUCAUGUGCGCGUGCUUGUACUCGGACAGCAGGCCGGUCGUCAGGGGCAUCUGGAAACCACCGUGACCCCAUCGCAGAGGACCGGCGCGGAGGGAGGCGACUCGGAACAGCGGGCUUCGUUAAGGUGAGCCUCCUCGAGCGUGAUUUGUGUCUAACGAUAUUGCGACGACUAUAUUGCUGCGCUCAAUUGACUCGAAGGUUUCUUGGUCCGCCGUCGUUACGUCGGGUCCCGUCAGUGACGGAAGCGUGAGGGGUGUCGUCGAACACGAGCUUCAGGUUUAGCGAACACUACGAAGGACUAGCUUGUAUAGGGUUGCCCCUUUUACGCUUGCGUUGCGGACGGCGACCCGUUCCGAAUGCGGUUGCAAACGGCGCACCUUAUCGUGUCAAGGAAUGCCCGCGCGCGACAGAGGUGCUCUUGAACGAUAAGUGCUUCCCGUGCGCAAAUUGGCAUUCGGAAUUUGGCAGUCAGGUGACAUCGACGAACGGGUGUUGCAGCUUUCUCUUCUGCUAACUUCCAUUGUUUCGUUGCAGUCUCGAACCGUUUUUCGCAUUUCAACGACGCCUUUUCGCGUGUUACGAAUGAACCCCGCCAUGACUUUUGGACCACCGAAGUUCCGCUAAACCGCUGCUUUUUCACGUGAGUACAUCAUGUCUUUCUCACUUUCUGUUUUGCUUCACAAGUCCUUGCGCUCAUUGCAGAUCCGACGCCCAUGCACAACACCAUCUGCCAACUGAGCAUUGCCGUGUGGUGCAACUUCCGUGGCUCAGUGUGUUCUUCGGCCAUCUCCGGAAAAACGCCACCUCAUCGUCAGAGCUACGGCCACGGCUGCAAUAUUUUCAUGCGCCUCCCUUUUCCAUGGGUCUUCGAAGAAACCUACGUUUUUUUUUUCUUUUUUCGCGACACCGGCCUUUCGCUCAGCACCCGAGUCUUGCUACUUUUUCUGUCCCGUUUUUCGCGCCCGUCCGUCACCGCAUUUUCAGGUUUCACGUCCCUUUGGGCUCCCGUAUGGGAGCUUUGUCCAGUGUUCCUGGCUCAGCUACAGUUCAACCGGAUCUACCUCGUGGCCUCCGUUGGGCGGGAAACCAUGCGGAGGAGUUUCGCUGCCGCCUCGUGCUCUUCGGACGGCUCGGUGAAAGCGGUGCUUCGUUGCGCCGCCUGCCCGUUCCGGAGAUGGCUGCGCCGCCAACCUUCGGGCUCGGCCAUCGCAUCUUCAUAUCCCAGGGCCUUUGCUGCGACGGGCCUUUGCUGCGACGGGCCUUUGCUGCGACGGGCCUUUGCUGCGACGUUGUGCUCUUCAGGCGGCACUAGAGUCCUCCUUCGCAGUGGACUUCCGCUAGCAGCGCCGAGCGGACGCGCGAGACUGUGAUUGAAAUAAAGGAAGCCUUUGAAAGA